CCGACGCGUCACUGCGCAUUCAAUAUGGACCCGACGGUGAAGCGGUAGCGUCCUACGCCUCUGCGAGUCGUGUUUAUAUUCGUACAUUAUGAUUUAACGUCUCAGAAAAGAAAACGCUCCGGUUAACCGGAGAAAACAUACAAUGUAUCGCGUCCGUAAUCCAACCGCCGUCCUCUGAUAAGUGAUUGAGAGUGGAUGAGACCAUGGCUGGAUUGAUCAAGAAACAGAUACUGAAACAUCUCUCCAGGUUUGCUAAGAACCUCUCCCCAGAUAAGAUUAAUCUGAGUACUCUUAAAGGGGAGGGCCAACUCACCAACCUGGAGCUGGAUGAGGAGGUUCUGCAGAACAUGUUGGAUCUGCCCACCUGGCUCGCCAUUAAUAAAGUCUUCUGUAAUAAGGCCACCAUCCGGAUCCCAUGGACCAAACUGAAGGCACAUCCAAUCACUCUGUCUUUGGAUAAAGUUAUCAUGGAGAUGAGCACCUGUGAUGAGCCCCGCCCUCCCAAUGGUCCGUCACCCAUAGCAACAGCCUCGGGUCAAAGUGAAUAUGGUUUUGCAGAGAAAGUAGUGGAGGGCAUCUCUCUUUCAAUAAACUCCAUAGUGAUUCGGAUCAGCGCCAAAGCCUUCAACGCCUCCUUUGAGCUCUCGCAGCUCCAGGUCUACAGCGUCAACACCAGCUGGUCCACCGCUGACCUACGAUACACGCGGAUCCUGGACCCCACUCGUGGAGAGAUCCUGACAUUUAAGGAAGUCAGCUGGCAGAUGAUCAGGAUCGAAGCGGACGCCAUCCAGAGUGCAGAACAUGAGGUCGUCAGCGCCCCUAUACGCCUCAUCACCAACCAAUCAAAGAUCAGAGUCACUUUAAAGAGAAGGAUGAAAGAUUGUAAUGUUGUGGCCUCCAAGCUGAUUCUGAUCCUGGAUGACCUGCUGUGGGUUCUGACUGACUCUCAGCUCAAGGCCAUGGUGCAGUAUGCCAAGUCCCUCAGCGAAGUCAUGGAGAAAUCAGCUGCACAGAGGAAAAGCAUGGCCCCUGACACCACACAGGUAACACCAGCGCCCCCUUCAGCCCAGCAGGUGCGCACGCAGCAGACUUCAGCCGCAGCAGAUCAAAGCGCCUCCAUGGCGCGGCUGUUCAGUGACUAUGACGUUCGGGAGACAUCUCACCACCUUCAGAUCACGCACCUUGACCUGCACAUCUGCGACGACACCAAUGCCAAGGACAGAGGAAUCAAUAAAAGAUUUGAUGGUGGGGCCAUGCAGUUGUCCUUCAGUUCCAUAACAGUAGACUACUACCCCUUCCACAAAGCUGGUGAGAGCUGUCUGCAUUGGAUGCAUUACGGGGAAGCCACAAAGGCCCGUGAGACCUGGGCUCGCGCUCUCCUGGAUGAGUUUAAGACAAACGUGGACAUGCUUAAAAACGCUGUCAGCGGCCAAUCCCAGAGCUCCCCUCAGCAUGUCCAUCAGUCGAUUGUCUUAGACGCACUGGGUGGUGGAGGGAUAAUGGUUAGGGAGCUGGACUCAGGCCCAGAUGGCUUGUGGCCGCUCUCCCCCACGGCCAACUGCUGCUGGUGUCUGGAGACAGGUAAGAUCUCCACCAGCUCUAGCAGUACCUUCACGCCCCCACCUGCACCCAAAACGCAACUCAUGUCAAGUUCGAUCGUGCUGCGGAUGGCGGAUUUCAGCAUCUAUCAGGUAUCCACAGCAGACCAGCCACGCUCCAGUCCUCAAAGCAUGAUUUCCUGCAAUAAGAAAUCUCUCUACCUCCCUCAAGAGAUGCCCGCCAUCCACGCCGAGUUCACAGAGUACUACUUUCCAGAUGGCAAAGACUAUCCCAUUCCUUGUCCCAAUCUGUACGUGCAAUUGAACGCUCUGCAACUGGUUCUUGACCCUCGCAGUUUAAUUUGGCUCAAUCUGUUUGCGUUGGACCUUCGGCAGAAUCUGGAUCAGUUCAUGGAGCUGUACAAACUCAAUGACUCUCAGAAGCCAGAAGAGCAUGUCGACAUCAGAGUGGAUGGACUCAUGCUGAAGCUGGUGAUCCCUGCAGAUCAAAAGACUCAACCCGACCAGCCUCGCUCCUUGUCUGUGCAAACCUCAGAGAUGGUAGCCACAAACACUCGACAUUCUUCCGGCUGCACUCGGUCAAGUUUGGAAUCCCUUUUGCAGGCCUUCAAAGAGCAACCCUUCUUUAACUCCUCAUCUCCUUCUUUUCCUCGUGCCGGAAACUCAUUCCCCGUGUUGCACUCUGUCUUCCAGCGCCACGCACAUGAGCAGGACACACGUGUUCAUGACGUGUACCGGGGCCUUGCCUCACCCUCUCUCUCUACCAAAGCGCUCAAAACACCAGCGGCCACUGACUUAUGGGCCAUACACUUUUCUCAGUUCUGGGUAGACUAUGAAGGCUCCCGUAGCGGGAAAGGUCGGCCGACACCUUGUGUGGACUCCUUCCCUCUCACUCUUUGGGUGUGCAAGCCCGCCCGUUGCGCCCAAUACUACGAGAAGCUUAAAGCCGGUGUGGGGUCGGGGAAGAUGACCCGAAGCGAGUCAGCUGAGAUUGCCACUCGUUUACAGAGAAAGAAGCUCCUGAAGGAAUUCUACAGCACUGAUGCAUCCCCUAGCCCCACACCGAGCAACGGCCUCCACAAACCCCACUCUCUUGACGGCCUAUGCAGCCACUCUUCAUCUCUCUCCCUAGCAUCUUCCUCUUCCCCGGCAAGUGAAGUAGACUUGCAGGUGCUGGUGUACCUUCAGAAGCACCUGAGUGCUCAAAUGAGCCACGGGCAGUAUGUGUUCCUGCUCAGACUGCAAAAUGCUGUGAAAUCACUACAGCGCACUUUACAACAAGAUCUGGAGCAGUACGGCUCCAAGUACCAGGGCCCAGGCCAACCCCUUAGUGCCUGCGUAGGAGUGCUCAUGAAAAGUGCAGAAGUCGCUCUUCUCCUAAAGCCCAUUCCCGAACCGGACUCAAGCAUAAGUCCCUUGAAUUCUGAUAUUUCCCCGUCAGAGAGCAGAGCCACUCUUGAGGCAGGCAGUGAGGGGGGCGAGGGAUCUGAGAGACCCUCAGCUCCAGGAUCUGUGGAUCAUCUACUGUGUACAGGUACAGAAUCAGGCACACACGCCCUUAAUACAUCUCCUCUCCUUCCGUCCUCGACUGCUUUGAGAAAGGGGUCUAUGGAUGAGAGGAGCAGCAUAGCAUCGGGAGGGAGGGUGGGGUCAGAGGAGAAAAAGGAUUCAAAAGAAGGAACUCUUAAUGGGGACGGGGGCAGAACUGAAGCCAAAGGGCAACACUAUGAACCCUUACAAUCUUCACAAGGUGGAAGUGCGGUAGUGGAUCCUCUUUCCGACCUUUCCUCCAGAGAAUGGAAUGACAGGAGUCAGGGAAGCAAGCUUCCUCAGUCCAUGUCCAGGAAAGGCAGUUUAUCUGUGGUCACUGACCUCUUAACCUCCACGCACAGCAGGUCUACCUCCUUAUAUUCCAUGUCCAACAUUGGCCGUUUGAUGCAGGGCAAAUCUCAGUCGAGUUUCUCGGUCACCUAUAAGAACAUGAAGAAGAGUCCCUCACUACAGUCUCUGGAUGAUGUUUCCAUAGACAGCUACUUGAUGGAGGACUGUGACACCUACAGUCUGCUCGAGAGAGAUGACGUAUCAAUCUCUGGAUUUAAAGAGACUCUGAGUGAACAAAAUUCAGAAGGAGCCAGUGUGAUUCUGGCAGAUGAAGCACAGUCACCUGAUGCCAUCAGCGCUGCUUCUCAGAGCAUCGAUGAACCCACAAAAGACCUUGUGUCGGUUCUUGUUCUGAAGGUUCAUUCGGUCUGUUGCUCUCUGGAUCUGAUGGGUGAUGACACAGCUGUAGCUCUCGAGGUGGGACGCAUCAGACCCAAUCAGCUCGGCAAUGUCAGUUUGCGGCAGUAUCUUAGCAACCGCAGCCUAGGUUUAGUCCCUUCGACAACAGCCAAUCAGAGCAGUGAAGGUUCCGGUUCACGGUCAGAUCCCAACACGGUGCUGUUAGUUCCCGAGGUGCAGGUGAGGCUGGAGAGCGGUCCGGGAGCAGCAGUUCACUCUCCGCUCGCUGAACAGAAUGGCUUCCUGCAGUGCCGAGUCCAGGCCUUGAGUGCUGACUUUCUCAUGACAUCACUACGAAACCUCGCCUUCUUCCUUGAAGAUGACUCCGCCUCCCAGGUCCUGCCCAUGGAGAUCACUAUCAAAGAUACGCACAUAAACCUAAAGGAUGAUGGUCCACGUGACAACGCAUCAGAGGCCACGCCCAUUGCACUGCAUAUUAAUGAUCUCCUCGUCCAUCGUCAAGACGACGGUUCAUUCAGCAUUGGAGAAGCUGAGCGUGCCCCGGACUCAAAGCUUCAAAAGGCGGGGCCUGUGAAUGACAGCAGGCUCAGUUCUGUCCCUGAACUUCCCAUAGGUGUGGCCAGUGAGCCGAAAGCCACUCAGACUGCACCUCUGUCACCCACAAUCCCCACCCCCUCAAAUAGAGAACAGCUGCUCAUAGAGGAAAAUGAAUGCUUAAAACUAGAGCUCUCCAAAGCCAAGAUGGCGCUAGCAGAGGCCCAGAUGGAGCAAGACUCUCUCCAGCAUCGAUUGAAAUCUCUCAAACUCACCAGCGGGGGCAGCAACAGCUAGUGGCAGUGUGUGAGGGUGUGCACAAGAAUGACACUUGCCACCGGGGGGCAGCAGCGUGCUUGGAGGGGCCCGGCACCAUAGGAAAGCCCAACUCUACAGCAUUGGAAGGACCUGUGGAGAGGAUGGUGUGUGGUUUAAGGCAAAUCUGACUUUGACUGCGACCAGUGGCUCUGCUCUGAGGAACGUUGUAUUUAUCAUAGCGUACACACAUAGAAAUAAAACUGCUUUUUGAACAGACAGUGGAUUAGCUCAGACUUCCCUCUUGUGGUGAUGUUUUUCACUUUUUUUGUCACUUCCGUGUCUAAGGUGGUGCACAUGCGCACCCAUCCUAAGGUAUCAUGGGAGAAUGUAAAGGAGUCAUACACCCAAUCUUGCUUUCACCCUUUAGCCAUUCACAAGCAGUGUAGGAGCACAUUCCACCCUAGACCUCUGACCCCAGGACAGUCUUAUAUACACAAAGUUUUUGAAUGUCAUAUCUUUGGAGGAAUGUCUUAAAAAAGUUCAUUUGCACUGUUCUCAUUUAAAAGACUAUUUAGUUAGCUCUUAAGAAAUUUGUGUUUAUAUACAGUAUAAUAAUUGUAAUACACAAGAAUGUUUUUUUUAAGUGCGAUCGAAUUUGGGGGGGGGGCAUUUUUACAUCUCAUUCUUAUAUUAGUAUCUAAAAAAUAAUAUUUUUCGUAAUCAUGUUCACGAACACACUACAGGAGUUUUUGCUAAGUGGAAAUGCACGAGUCGAUUUUCUUGUGCCGUAUGAUAGAGAUGCGUUGGGUUUUGCAGUGCAAAGUGAAUUUAGUUCAGGAUUUGCGACUAAACAUGCCACGAGAUUUCACAAUAGGUGUAUUUUUGCACUGCAACAGUCAAAUAAGAUCAAUUAUUAAUUCCGCAGGUGUUUGUUUUGUUUUGAUGUCACGAACGUGAGACCUGUAAAUGAUGCUUUUUCAUAAUGUUGAUCUUCGAUUACCAGCAUUUCUGCACAAAAAUGGUGGAAGUUAAACCACAGAGAAGGGUGUUGGGAGAAAAUGGCCCAGAACAAAUGGUAUGGUGGGAAAUCAUUCUUAAAAGUUUGUGUUAAUACUUUUUUAUUUUGUUAUAAUUUAACAGGAAAGGGCAUCUUAUAUGUGAUAAAAUAGCCCCAAUCAUACAGCAAAAUUUUUAAAAUGUUUCUUGAGUUUGAUCUUAAUUUUUUCUUUUAGUUUUUCUUGUUUCUUUUUCUCGCACUGUUUUGGGACAUUAAUCAGACACCAUAUUUAAUUUUACGACUGCAAAUAAGGCUGUGUGGGAUGGAUGUACACACUAAAAAAGUAGGUUUCACGCAAAUAUCCAGCCUUUUUUUCAUUUGUAUAAAAUUAAGUAUGCCAUUUGCCCUGAUUAAUGUCUAAACGGUAACAUCCACAAGUGCCUACGACUGCACGCGUUCUCCAAAUUUGAUAAUUUUACUAAUUUUGUUCUCUAAUUGAAUGUGUAGUGUUCUUCAUACAACAAGCAUCUAUCCGAACUUUUCUCUGAGGUUUGGAUUUGAAACACGGAUAGCUGGAUGAGUAGUGUCUUGAAUGUAGAAAGCGUAAAAUUGUGAAUUGCUUUCUUCUGUAUUUCUAAGUCACACCUCCAAUAACACAUUACCCCCACCCAAUUGUCUAAUAGACACGCCCCCUUCGUGUUGGAGGUUUACCUGUUUAGCACAAACGAUGAACAAUGAAGCUCAAUCAAGCAAAAUUAUUAUUAUUUUUGUGUCCGUCAGAAGCUGCUGAUGUACUGAGACAAGUGAAAUAAAAUGCUGACGUUA
Molecule: messenger RNA, 6414 nt
Organism: Misgurnus anguillicaudatus (oriental weatherfish)
Lineage: Eukaryota; Metazoa; Chordata; Actinopteri; Cypriniformes; Cobitidae
Gene: bltp3b
Product: bridge-like lipid transfer protein family member 3B
Source: RefSeq, a predicted model, not a curated record